Molecule: messenger RNA, 1116 nt
Organism: Cuscuta campestris
Lineage: Eukaryota; Viridiplantae; Streptophyta; Magnoliopsida; Solanales; Convolvulaceae
Source: the annotation of a GenBank genome assembly
CACAUUCUCACAUUAUGGAAGGAAUUUCUCGAACACUUCCUUACACUAUAAGAUUCGUUGGUCUUCUUGGCAGUCACUCUCUUGGUAGAAAUCCAAAGUUUAUGGCUACUGCGGUAGAUUUAGGAAGGGAAUUGAUAAGGCGAAAGAUUAAACUUGCCUAUGGAGGAGGUAGUGUUGGCCUUCAAGGAGCAUUUGCUUCAACAGUCUUCACCAAUGGUGGUCUCGUUACAGGUUUCAUUCCUGGGUACAUAGCAAUACGACGGGUCUACGGACCUACAUAUGGCGUAGAGCACACAGUUUCCAGCAAUUACUACAAAUAUUUUGAGAUGAAUCAUGCUGUGGAAGCUUUCAUCGUUCUUCCCGGAGGAGUUGACACUAUGGAAGGUUUGUUGACCUUGAUCUCGUGGGCUUCUGAAGGGUUACACAAUAGACCCAUUGGUCUCUUGAACAUUGACGGUUAUUUCAAUAACCUAAUCAAAUUUCUAGACGAUGCAGUGAGGCAGAACUUCAUGUCUUUGAGUCAUAGAAAACUUUUCAUUUCUUCUUUCUUUGUUGGUGAGCUUUUAGACAAAUUAGAGUUUGCUAAAGCUUUCCCGGGACCUGGGGUUAGUUACGAUGAGUUUGUGAAUCCUGGAAGACUAGACUUGGAAUUGCAUUUAUAACUUUCUUCACGUAAUCCAAGUUGUAUUUUGUGUUUAAAUAAUAUUAUCCAUAAACAUCAAUGAGGGACACGAGAGUUGUGCAUGUGAUUGACAAUAUUUUUUUUUAAUUCAAAUUUUUGAUCCGAAGAUCGAUUUUAAAACCAUUUGCUCUGAUACCAAAUUGUGACACCCUAAGCCGCCCAGGUCUGCAGCCCCAUCCGGACUAAAGUAUUUAACUUCGUAAUCGUAAAAUUUAAAACUUUUCAAACACACUUUAUUAAUCUCAAUAAUAUUUUUCAUAACAUAUACAGUACGGAGUAUUUAACAAUAUUGCGGAAGCGAAUUUAAUAUUGACAUAUCAUAAAUCAUUUCAAAACUUGUCACAUCCAUCCCGACAAUCUCGCCCCAUCUGCCGCCAGGAUCACAUUAAUCUUUCUGUUUACCUGCGUGUAGCAAAUAAAACACACUACACGCU